GUUGGAAUGAUGGAGGAGUGGCAACAUUGGAGGACUUUUUAAAAAGAGGAGGUCAUAGAUUCACCACCUUCCUUGAUAGAAGAAUCUGGCAGAGGAGGAAGCUGAUCCACUGGUCCAGGGGGAGGCUUUGGAGAGGAUGAGGGGAGAGCUGGACUCAGUCGGUCCAGGAGCAAAAAAAGGCCCUGAUGCUACCCAGGCUGGGAACAGACGAGAACUGUGGGAAGGAACCGUUCAGAAGAGCCUGGGAGAGGAUUUUCCCCCUUCAGAUGUGGAGAAACAGCAAUUCAGGCACUUCCGUUACCAGGAGGCUGAAGGGCCCCGAAAGGUCUGCAGCGAACUCCACCGCCUUUGUGUUGAGUGGCUGAAGCCAGAGAGGCACAGCAAGAAGGAGAUCCUGGACCGGGUGAUCCUGGAGCAGUUCCUGGCUAUCCUGCCCCCAGAGAUGGAGAACUGGAUCAGGGAAUGCGGGCCAGCUACCAGUUCCCAGGCAGUGGCCCUGGCAGAAGGGUUCCUCCUGAACCAUGCAGAAGAUGAGAAUCAAGAUAAGCAGGUGCAGGAGAUCAACUUUUGCUACGGGGCAGCUUUUUUGGGGGAGGCCUUGAAACCAACGAUACGUUCUUUGCCAUCUCUUUGCAACAGAGAGAAAGCAGCUCCUAUGUGGCCAGAGCAGGGUCUGGUGACCUUUGAGGACGUGUCUGUUCAUUUCACUGAGGAGGAGUGGGCUCUACUGGAUCUGGAAAAAAGAAGCCUUCACAAGGAAGUCAUGGAGGAGAAUUUUCAGAAUGUGGCCUCUCUGGAAGCUGAUAGUCCUCACAGAAAGCCUGAGGGAGAAGCACAAAAACUUCCAUUGGAAGGGAAACAACUGAGGAGAAGCAAUGGAAGAAAACGGAAGAGGGGGAAUGAAUCAUCUAAUCAACAAAUCUACACAGUGGAGAAACCACAUAUAUACAUGGAGCGUGGGAAGAGCUUUGCUAAGAGUUCACAGCUUACUGCACAACGAAGAAUCCACAAAGUGAAGAAACCAUAUAAAUGUGUACAGUGUGGGAAGAGCUUUUCUAGGAAUGAUGUCCUUGCUAUCCAUCAACGACUCCACAGAGGGGAGAAGCCAUAUAAAUGCUUGGAGUGCGGAAAGAGCUUUACUCUGAAUGCACAACUUACUCUCCAUCUACGAACACAUACAGGGAAGGAACCAUAUGAAUGUAAGGAGUGUGGAAAGGGCUUUGUUCAGAAAAGAGACCUUACUGUCCAUCAACGAAUGCAUACUGGGGAGAAACCAUAUACGUGUGUGGAGUGUGGAAAGAGCUUUGCUCACAGCUCCAACUUUACUGCCCAUCGACGAAUCCACACAGGGGAGAAACCAUAUAAGUGUGAGGAGUGUGGAAAGGGUUUUGGAAAGAAAACAAGCCUUACCGUCCAUCAACGAAUCCACACAGGGGACAAACCAUAUAAAUGUGUGCAGUGUGGGAAGAGCUUUUCUAGGAAUGAUGUUCUUACUAUCCAUCAACGAAUCCACAAAGCAGAGAAGCCAUAUAAAUGCCAGGAGUGUGGAAAGAGCUUUACUCUAAAUGCAAAACUUACUCAUCAUCGACGAAUACACACAGGGGAGAAACCAUAUAAAUGUAUGGAGUGUGGUAAGAUGUUUGCUUGGAGUUCCCAUCUUACAGUCCAUCAACAAAUCCACUCAGGGGAGAAAGCAUAUAAAUGUAUGGAUUGCGGGAAGACCUUUUCUCGCAAUGGAGACCUUAAUGUCCAUCGACGAAUCCACUCAGGUGAGAAGCCAUUUAAAUGCAUGGAGUGUGGAAAGAGCUUUACUCGUAACCGAGUCCUUGCUGUCCAUCAACAAAUCCACACAGGUAAGAAGCCAUAUAAAUGUAUCGAGUGUGGGAAGAGCUUUGUUCGGAAUGACAACCUUACUACCCAUCGACGAGUCCACACAGGGGAGAAGUUGUAUAAAUGUGUGGAGUGUGGGAAGAGUUUUUAUCGUAAUUCAGACCUUACUGUCCAUCAACGAAUCCACACAGGGGAGAAACCCUAUAAAUGUAUGGAGUGUGGAAAGAGCUUUACUCAAAGUGCCAACCUUAUUACCCAUCAACGAUUGCACAUAGUGGAGAAACCCUAUAAAUGUAAAUCAUACAAAUGUGUGGACUGUGGAAAGAGCUUUGCUCAGAAGACAGAUUUUACUCGUCAUCGACAAAUCCACACAGGGGAGAAACCCUAUAAAUGUGUGGAAUGUGGGAAGAGCUUUACUUCGAAAAGAAACCUUUCUUACCAUCAACGAAUCCACACAGGGGAGAAACAACUUACUCUCCAUCGACGAAUACAUACUGGGAAGGAACUAUAUGAAUGUAAGGAGUGUGGAAAGGGCUUUAUUCAGAAAAGUGGACUUACUGUCCAUCAACGAAUGCAUACAGGGGAGAAACCAUAUAAGUGUGUGGAGUGUGGAAAGAGCUUUGCUUACAGCUCCAACUUAACUGCCCAUCGACGAAUUCACACAGGGGAGAAACCCUAUAAAUGUGUGGAAUGUGGGGAGAGCUUUACUUCGAAAAGAAACCUUUCUUACCAUCAACAAAUCCACACAGGGGAGAAACCCUAUAAAUGUGUGGAAUGUGGGAAGAGCUUUUCUAGGAAUGAUGCCUUUAAAAUCCAUCAACGAACACACACAGGGGAGAAGCCAUAUAAAUGUGUGGAGUGUGGAAAGAGCUUUACUCGGAACAGCCGCCUGAGUGUCCAUCAACACGUCCAUACAGGAGAGAAACCAUAUAAAUGUGUGCAGUGUGGGAAGAGCUUUUCUAGGAAUGCACAACUUACUCUCCAUCGACGAAUACAUACAGGGAAGGAACUAUAUAAAUGUAAGGAGUGUGGAAAGGGCUUUAUUCAGAAAAGUGAACUUACUGUCCAUCAACGAAUACAUACAGGGGAGAAACCAUAUAAGUGUGUGGAGUGUGGAAAGAGCUUUGCUUGCAGCUCCAACUUAACUGCCCAUCGACGAAUUCACACAGGGGAGAAACCAUAUAAGUGUGAGGAGUGUGGAAAGGGUUUUGGAAGGAAAAUAAGCUUUACUGCCCAUCAAAGAAUCCACACAGGGGACAAACCAUAUAAAUGUGUGCAGUGUGGGAAGAGCUUUACUCAGAGCAGCAUCCUGCGUGUCCAUCAACUAAUCCACACAGGGGAGAAGCCAUAUAAAUGCUUGGAGUGUGGAAAGAGUUUUAUUCACAAUGCAAAACUUACUGUCCAUCAACGAAUACACACAGGGGAGAAACCAUAUAAAUGUAUGGAAUGUGAUAAGAUGUUUGCUAGGAGUUCCCAACUUAUAGCCCAUCAACACAUCCACACAGAGGAGAAAGCAUAUAAAUGUAUGGUUUGUGGGAAGACCUUUUCUCGCAAUGGAUACCUUAAUCUCCAUCAACGAAUCCACACAGGUGAGAAGCCGUAUAAAUGUGCAGAGUGUGGAAAGAGCUUUACUCGGUACAGCAAUCUGAGUGUCCAUCAACAAAUCCACACAGGGGAGAGGCCAUAUAAAUGCGUGGAGUGUGGGAAGAGCUUUGUUCAGAAUGCCGCGCUUCAUACCCAUCGACAAGUCCACACAGGGGAGAAGCCAUAUAAAUGUAUGGAGUGUGGGAAGAGUUUUUAUCGUAAUUCAGACCUUACUGUCCAUCAACGAAUCCACACAGGGGAGAAACCGUAUAAAUGUAUGGAGUGUGGAAAGAGCUUUCCUCAAAGCACCAACCUUAUUACCCAUCAAAGAGUCCACACAGGAGAGAAACCCUAUAAAUGUGUGCAGUGUGGGAAAAGCUUUGCAAUGAAGACAUCUCUUACUAAGCAUCAACGUACGCACACUGGGGAGAAGCCCUAUGAAUGUGUGCACUGUAGGAAGAGCUUUUCUCGGAAUUCCGUCCUUACUAUCCAUCAACGAGUCCACACAGGGGAGAAGCCAUAUAAAUGUGGGGAGUGUGGGAAGAGCUUUGCUUGGAAUAGAGACUUUAGUGUCCAUCAACGAAUCCACACAAGGGAGUAAGAACAGGAAUUUAUGGAGUGUUCCAAUAUGAUACAGAAACAGAACAAUUUGAAAUGUGUAUGCUAAAAUGGAUGCAAAAUUUGGGAGAAGAAAUAAAAUUUGAA
Molecule: messenger RNA, 4119 nt
Organism: Eublepharis macularius
Lineage: Eukaryota; Metazoa; Chordata; Lepidosauria; Squamata; Eublepharidae
Product: zinc finger protein 420-like
Exons: 7
Coding region: 137-4015 (1292 amino acids)
Biological process (GO): regulation of DNA-templated transcription
Source: RefSeq, a predicted model, not a curated record